Molecule: messenger RNA, 2771 nt
Organism: Centruroides sculpturatus (bark scorpion)
Lineage: Eukaryota; Metazoa; Arthropoda; Arachnida; Scorpiones; Buthidae
Gene: lin
Product: protein Lines homolog 1-like
Exons: 9
Coding region: 883-2592 (569 amino acids)
Source: RefSeq, a predicted model, not a curated record
UAGCCCUGGAAACAAGCAGUAUAAUUUAUAAUAAGUGUAUAUAUUGUUCUGAUUUUAUCAUAUUAAAAAUCAAAAAGGGAAAAAACAACAAAAACAUAAAUUUUAACACAUUAUAUUUUUAAAACUACAAACCAACCAAUGUCGUAUGUCAUCGGGCUACGAGACGGCUAUAAUCGUCAUCUAGCCCAACGACACACAGCAUUGGUUGGCUUGUAGGUUUAUAAUGUAUCGUUAUUCAUUAUAUUUUUGUUUUAACUGAACAUAACAGUCAUAAUCAAGUUCCUGAAAAAAAAUCAUGCAUAUUUAAUAUAUAUUUUAAUUAUUAAAAAGUAUGUAAGUACAGAGGGAAUCAUAUCAAAACACUGAUUUCACACAUCCUUUAAAACUUGAGAAAUCAAUAUCAUGUGACAAAUUAAAUAAACAUAUGCAUAUAUUUCAUCCAACGUUUAAUUAAAACCCAUAUUUUCCAAGUAUUAUUGUACUUUACGCCAGAAAAUAUAGGUUAUAUUAAUUCAAUCGUCCUUAAAAAUACACUCUUAUCUAUAGGAGUUACUUUUAAAGUUACAUGCUUAUACGCGUGUAUCGUACCAUUUGACUAAAGGUAACUUCUACCGUAAAUUAAUAUAUUACAUGUUUACCUUUCUAAGUGGAACCGUGCUUCUGAAACUUAUAUAUUCUGACGAUUGUGAAAUAUCGCUAGUACAACUAGAAUUUAGCAACUGAAACCUGUUAACAAAGGAUAAUAAGAUAAAAAUGUUUCUAAAUCUCCUUUAAAAUUGUCGAAAUAUAUAUAAAAUUCGCUCACAUUUCAUACACAUCGAUGACAGUCACGGAUGUUUUACGAGAACUGAACGUCGGUCGACGGACUCCACUCUCGACGUAAUGUCGGAGAUAUCAAAUACUGUAUUUGAAGACUUAAUUCGUAUUUACAAACAAGUUGAAGAAAACCAUUUUAUUAGAUGUGAUUCAUCAGCUGUUAUUAUACAAUCACUUGAAAUUGGAUUUAAGAAGACUAUUUCAUCAAAUGAAUUAAAUAUUCUUCUUUUAAGUGUAAAUACUCUUCAUUUAAUGUUUAUAAAGCUAGACAGAAGAAUGAAAGAUGAAUUUUUAUAUAGAGAAUUAUUAAAUGAAGAUAUUACUACAAAAUUGAUAAAUAUAAUGAUUACACAUCCUAACAAACAUGUCAUAUAUAGUAUCAAACAGUUAUUAAUAGAUAUUCUCUUUCAAUUUUCCUCUGAAAAAUCAAAAUAUCUUAAGGACUUCAUAUUUAAACAACUAAAAGAACAUAUUUUCUGUAUGAAAGCUAAUAAUUAUAGUUUGUUAGAAAUUGUGAGAGAUAUUUGUUCUUAUAAAUCAAAUAUCAGUUUGAAUUUUAAAAGUGAAGAUUAUGAAAUUUCUGAUGAAAGGAUAAAUGAAAUACAGCAAGAUAUUUUUUAUGAAUUAUUAGAAAUAUGGAGCGAUCUAGUUAUGUGUUUAAUUAAUAAAAAUGAAGAAGAAGAGAUACAAGAUAUUAUUUUAGAUAUAUGGCAUUUUAUUUUAACUAUGGCUAUAAAAAUUCAUCCUGUUAACAAAGAAUUUUUAACACUUAAACAAAGACAUGACUUAUUGGAAUUUUCUUAUAAUUGUUCUACCAGUAUAUGCUUUAAGUUUAUAAAUGUAAUAAAUCAGGUAUUCUCUGAGUGUUUAAAAAUUUCAAAUUUUCCUUUGGAGAUAAUUCAUUUUUGUAAUGAAAUUAUUUCUGAGGUAAUUAAUAAUUGGCUAUUUAAAAUUAAAUUUGAAUUAAACUGGAAUUUUUCUGGUACAAAAUCUAAAGAGAUAGGAAAUAUUCAAGAUCAGAAUAUUGGUAUUAUUUAUAUUUGCAAUGUAGUUUUGAAAGCUAUAAAUAUAGUCAUUAAAUCAAAUGAAAAAUUUUAUACUGAAGAAAUUUUAGGUGCACAUGAUAUGUUAGACAGAUGGUUAAGUUUUCAUAAAAAAAAUAGAAGCAAGUAUCCAAAUCAAAUCUGGCUCAUUGAAGUAUUCUUUGAUCAGGACGAUCAGUUAUUGGAAAUGAUGAUUUGUUAUCUUAAUUUAUAUAAUUACCUUAAAAGUGCCGAAAAUAUUACAACAAAUGAAGAUUGUUCAGAAAUUAUAAAUCCACAUAUCAUGUUUCUAGAAUUUCUAAAUGAAUUGAAUUAUGACUACAGUCUGUUACUUGAUUUUUUGACUUCAAAUGAAACUUGUAUACUGUUAUACAUAGUAAACUAUUUAAAGCUGAUUAGAAGUGAAUGGAACAAUUUUCAUAAAGCACACGAAAUAAUGAAUCAUUUAGCAAAGAAUAUUUCUGAUCAAUGUGACACAAAUGCUAUUGAUAAACCUUUACUAAAAGGUGAUUAUACAUUUAGUACUACUAAAAAGUGUAAUGAUAUUUCAGAAACUACAUCCAGUCAAAAUGAAAACAAUAUUUUUAAUCUUCAAAAAUCUUUUGAAGUGUUAAGAAAAUUAACAAAGAAGAUUCAAAAAUUAACUGAUAAAAAUUUAUAUCCUUACAAUGCUCAACCUUUAUUGUAUCAUCUGAACAGCUGUCUUAAACAAUAUGAUGAUUGUAGAGAAUAAUAAAGUUAUUAUUUAUUUAAAAUGUGUAUAUUAAGUGUACAUUGAGAAUCAAAUUUUUUAAAAUACAAACAAAGAUUUCUUUCUCAAAUAUCCAUGUCACUUUUAACUACAUUGGAGAUUUUCAAAGAAAAUCGAUAAUGGUAUUUCUAUUUAAUAAAAUAAAAUUUCAAUACAAAUAC